AUGGCUCAAUCCGACUCCUCGCCCAGCGCGUCCACGCAGAAGGAGUUCCAUAUCUUCGGCUGGGGUAUCUCUUUCAGCAUCUCACCCAUUAUCCACAAUGCUGCAUUCAAACACUUCCAUCUCCCUUAUACAUACGAUAUCCGCGAGUCAUCAGUCAUUGAUGGCGUUGAGCAUUUAAUCAAAGCCGAAAACUUCGGCGGCGCUAGCGUGACUAUGCCUCACAAGCUAGAGAUUCACAAGUUUCUCCAGGACCAAACCGAGUCAGCCAAACUAAUUGGAGCCAUCAAUACAGUCAUUGUUAAGGGAAGUGGCAAAGAUCGCAUUCUUGUUGGCGAAAACACAGACUGCUCGGGACUGCAAAGCCUUAUCAAAAGCUACGUUGACAAGACGCAGCACCAGCCCAAAACAGGACUCGUGAUUGGUGCUGGAGGUGCAUCACGAGCGGCAGUCUAUGCUCUUCACAAACAGGGGGUGGAGAAGAUCUACCUUGCCAACCGAACAUUGGCUAACGCCGAGCAGGUGAAAGUGGGCUUCAGGUCUUUGUUCGAAGUCGAGGUACUUCCUCUUGAGAGUCUCGAGAAGCUACCGAACCUCCCUGAUAUCAUCAUUGGCACCGUCCCCGCAAAUGUGACGGUAGAGGAACAGUUCUCUUCGAUUUUUAGCUCCACCGGGGGUCUUUGCAUUGAAAUGGCCUACAAGCCUCGUCAGACACCUUUGCUCAAUAUGGCUCGCAAGAAUGAGGGCUGGCACACUGUCACUGGUCUCGAAGUUCUGCUUGCUCAGGCAUUUGAUCAAUUCCACCUCUGGACUGGACUUGAGGCGCCACAGAAGGAGAUGACAGAAGCGGUUGUAGCUCAUGAGACUAAGCAAGAGGCAAAAACCGUGCUGUGA
This is a messenger RNA of Penicillium taxi, 891 nucleotides long. RefSeq names its product shikimate dehydrogenase family protein. Gene Ontology annotation, biological process: shikimate metabolic process; chorismate biosynthetic process. The record is from RefSeq and is a predicted model, not a curated record. The coding region runs from base 1 to 891 and encodes 296 amino acids. Lineage: Eukaryota; Fungi; Ascomycota; Eurotiomycetes; Eurotiales; Aspergillaceae. The transcript has a single exon. Gene Ontology annotation, cellular component: cytoplasm. Gene Ontology annotation, molecular function: shikimate 3-dehydrogenase (NADP+) activity.